AUGCGAACUUUACAAGUAUGUGGGGCUUCAGUUUCGCAAAGCAUUGGCGCUGGAAAACACCCUCUUAAUCUACUAAACAAACCAGAAAAACCAAAGGAUACUUUCGACAUUUUUUGUGACAACUUAAUUAUCAACGAAAAAAUCUACGAUCCUGCAGAAAAAAAGGAUCGGCUGAAGUAUGCUCUUCCGAUCCUUUAUGAUCGACUGAUUGGUGUUGUAAACUAUUUUCUUAAAUUAAUCGUCACAGACGAAAUAAUUAAAUCGAUCAGUGAAUAUCGCAGAAAUGGUAAUGAAUUAGAACGAAUAAAGCAGUUUGUCGUUACCUUUGGAGAGGACAUAUAUGAUUAUGAGUAUCUAGCGAAAAUGGAUUAUAUUUUAAGAGUAUAUAAAAAAUUUUGUAAGGCUGAAGGUGAGGCUUAUGGGGUCAGAAUGUUUGACCAGGAGAAUAGAUAUUGUGAUACUCUCAAGGGCCUAGAAAUGUGUAAAUUCACGGAUUUGUUUUUUGGAAGAGAAAAAUAUAAGCCUGUUUUUCAAAGCUUUUAUGACGACUGUCAUAGUUCCUGUGGUGAGGAGGAGUUAAAUUUAUAUAGAGCAAAUUUACGAGUUCUUGACGUAAAUUUAUCAUCAAGAAAUUAA
Messenger RNA from Scutellospora calospora, 636 nucleotides. Lineage: Eukaryota; Fungi; Glomeromycota; Glomeromycetes; Diversisporales; Gigasporaceae. The record is from the annotation of a GenBank genome assembly.